This is a messenger RNA of Thamnophis elegans (Western terrestrial garter snake), 2358 nucleotides long. It is a transcript of the gene RAB3IP, whose product is annotated as RAB3A interacting protein. Gene Ontology annotation, molecular function: guanyl-nucleotide exchange factor activity. The record is from RefSeq and is a predicted model, not a curated record. Gene Ontology annotation, biological process: exocytosis. Gene Ontology annotation, cellular component: Golgi to plasma membrane transport vesicle. The transcript is spliced from 13 exons. NCBI's taxonomy places the organism in Eukaryota, Metazoa, Chordata, Lepidosauria, Squamata, Natricidae. The coding region runs from base 657 to 2042 and encodes 461 amino acids.
CGUCCCGUGGUGCCUCCGCCGCUGGUGUUCAGGAUCGGGUCUGGCAGCCGGAGCGAGAGAAGAAGUGGGAGCUGCUGUUGCUGACUCGUCGCCUGCGGCUGGGAAGGGUGGUAUUGCUGGCUUCCGCAGUUCUGGCUAUAUGACAUAGAAUGCUGUGACAUCAAAUGAAAUGACUAGCUGAGGAAGUCUGGAAGUUGAACAAAUCUUAAAAGUUGCCAAGGUUGAGAAUCAUUGGUUUAAGCUGUAGUUGAGACUUUUCUGGAGAAUAUUGCAUUCUGCAGUGGAAAGAUCUGUUCAUCUUGAUGCUUAUGGAGAAUUGUUUGCUCGAAGCCUAUCUCUGAAUCUUCCAAGGACUUGCCUUAACAAGGAAGAGGAUUGGUGAUUCUUCACAGAGCCUGGGAUUUAGCAACUGGCUUCUAAUAUAACACCCUAUAUAACAAUGAUUGCUGUAUGGUCCCAUUUUCUACCUUUUAUCUGGCUUCAGCUUGUCUAGUUCUCAAAUUAGAGUUGAGAAACUUUUUGAAACGAGAGCUCAUUCCUACAUGCCAUAUUUGGGAAUUUCCUGUUCCAAAAAGAUUUUUAUGUGUUCUGGAUUUUUAUGUGUUCUGCCUUUUUACCCAAAGGCACUGUGAUCUUCAUAUGAUGAUUUUUUUAUCAUGGCAAAUGACACUUUAGAAGGUUUUCAUGAAGUGAAUCUAGCUUCCCCCACUACUCCAGAUCUUUUAGAAGUGCACGAAUCUAAAGCUUCUGAAGAACCUACCUCACCUACCAUUAUUUACCGGCUUCAUCCUUCAGCUGUGUGCUCCUUACCUAUUCAACCAAGUGCUCUGAAUGUGACUGACCUUCCUACACAACCUGUCUACUCAUCUGCCAGGCACCUAAAUUGUGCAGAAACACCAGGUAUCAGCAUCAAUGUCACAGAAACUGUACCGUGUUCUACCUCAGGAAGCUAUGGCGGGUUGUCCAAACAUGAUCAUUCCAGGAAGGACAACUGUAGCGCAGAGAGAGAAUUUUUGCAGGGUGCAACAGUAACAGACUUUUCUGAAGGAAGAGAUGAUGUUUUUGGGCUAAGCACAGAUAGCCUGUCUCGUUUGCGAAGUCCAUCGGUAUUGGAAGUUAGAGAGAAAGGCUAUGAAAGACUGAAAGAGGAACUUGCUAAAGCUCAAAGGGAGCUCAAACUAAAAGAUGAAGAAUGUGAGAGACUUUCCAAAGUACGUGAUCAACUUGGCCAGGAACUGGAGGAACUCACUGCUAGCCUGUUUGAGGAAGCUCAUAAGAUGGUGAGAGAAGCUAAUAUAAAGCAGGCCACAGCAGAAAAACAGUUGAAAGAAGCACAAGGAAAAAUUGAUGUACUUCAGGCUGAAGUAGCAGCUUUGAAAGCAUUAGUGCUAUCUACUUCUCCAACUUCACCAACAAAAGAGCUUCAGUCUAGUGGAAAAACACCCUUCAGAAAAGGCCACACAAGGAACAAGAGUACAAGUAGUGCAAUGGGUGUCAAUAACCAGGAGGGUAACAUGAUGCAGCCAAUUGUAAAGGACUGCAAAGAGGCUGAUAUAUCUUUAUACAACAAAUUCAGAUCCUGGAAAGAUGAUCCUACCAUGGACAGGACAUGCCCUUUUCUCAAUAAAAUCUAUGAAGAAGAUAUCUUUCCAUGCUUAACCUUUUCAAAAAGUGAGUUGGCCUCUGCUGUCCUGGAAGCUGUAGAAAACAAUACAUUAAGCAUUGAACCUGUUGGUCUGCAGCCUGUUCGAUUUGUAAAAGCUUCUGCAGUUGAAUGUGGAGGACCCAAGAAAUGUGCUCUCAGUGGACAAAGUAAAUCCUGCAAGCAUCGAAUCAAGCUGGGGGACUCAGGAAACUACUAUUAUAUUUCUCCUUUCUGUAGGUAUAGGAUCACAUCAGUGUGUAAUUUCUUCACAUACAUUCGAUAUAUUCAGCAGGGGCUUGUGAAACAGCAGGAUGUGGACCAGAUGUUCUGGGAAGUAAUGCAACUGAGGAAAGAGAUGUCGCUGGCAAAACUUGGCUAUUACAGGGAGGAGCUGUAACUCCAGCAUUUCUGGUGCCUGCAUGAACUUCCAUAACUGUACAUAUAUUUGAGCCGGUUCUAUAUCUAUGUCUAUUUAUUUUAAAAUGGGUCCAAGAUUAUGUGCAAAAUUGCACUACAUACUCCUAUAAUUCAACAGAAUAAUUUUACACAAGAGAUUAAAGCUGGCAAGGCAAGAGAAUUUUCAGGUAUACUUGUGACUAUAACUUAUGACUGAGAAAUUCAGAUGAAACACUGCUCAAGAUUUAUGUGCUUUUUUGUGUGUUCUAGAGAGUUUUUAAUAUAAAAUUUCAGCUUAAUAAAAGGUUAAAUCUGAA